Molecule: messenger RNA, 1977 nt
Organism: Kalmanozyma brasiliensis GHG001
Lineage: Eukaryota; Fungi; Basidiomycota; Ustilaginomycetes; Ustilaginales
Product: Zn(2)-C6 fungal-type DNA-binding domain protein
Exons: 1
Coding region: 1-1977 (658 amino acids)
Biological process (GO): regulation of DNA-templated transcription
Cellular component (GO): nucleus
Molecular function (GO): zinc ion binding; RNA polymerase II transcription regulatory region sequence-specific DNA binding; DNA-binding transcription factor activity, RNA polymerase II-specific
Source: RefSeq, a predicted model, not a curated record
AUGGACGCUCUUCGCGGAAACCGAAAGGUUCUGCCCAACUACUUGCUCGACGAUUUCGUACCGUCUCCUGACAGCAAAGCUUCCUCCGACCUCGGAUCGCAGCCUCUUACCGCUAGUCAGAGCGCCCAACAGAUCUUCGACAACGGCAACGGGGCGUCGAACGGAUCGACGAAUGCAGGAGACGUCAGCGAUGGGUCGAUCAGUCCCUUUGGCCUCCUGCCCCGCAGGAAGAAAAAGCUCAGGCAAGCUUGUGUCUACUGCCGACGGUCGCACCUCGUCUGCGAAGAGAAGCGGCCUUGCCACCGUUGCGUCAAGCGAGGCAUUGCAGAUCGCUGCGUCGAUCCGCCUCAAGACGGGCAGGCGUCGCAGGACAAUGGCUGGUCGAACGCAGUCGAGACAGGCUCCGUAGCGAGUUCGUCGAAGGAAGCUUUUGUCUCGCCGCCGCCGCAGCAUCCCUCUUCCGUCUCUGCUGCUGGUCGCAGUACUGGCAUGGCGUCAUCACUGUCCGCGCCUGGGGAGCCAAGCGAAGCAGAACGCGGCCAGCAGAGGAAGAGAAAGACGAGAUCGGAUGCUGCCCGAAUAUCGAAAGGCCAGAACCAGCUGUUCAACCAAGAGGACACGCAGCCCGACUACAAGCCACCCCAGGGCGCAGUAGAAUAUGCGACUGCAGAGACGACGUACGCACAAGGACCUCCGCAUCCGAAUGUGCGUGCAAGGACGGAAGGGUCGACGCUGGAGGGUAUGCCGGGGCAAAGCGCGCCUUCGUACACCUCCAUACCGUCGUCAACGCCCAUCCGAGCAAAUUCAGCAACAGCAGCGAGGACCUCGCCGUCACAGCUUCUUCAGGUCCAGCCCAUCUUCCAGCCGCCCUCUUCAGCCGAGCUCGACUCGCUCUUCUCGACGUACUUUUUCGAUGUCGCGGAUGCCUUCCAUCCUCGUCCCAAUGGCGCCCAUCCCCAGGGACCGCCCCCAUCCCAUCCAUCUGGUCACCCGCCAUUGCCCUUCUCGCAGCAGCAAGGGCAUCUCCCACCAGACGGACGCGCCUUUGACGGAAUGCCUCGUGCUGAUUUGCACACCGCACACGGCAUCCGAGUCGGAAGCGCUGUGCCCAUCGGUCCAAGUUCAGACGGUUUCCAGCAGGCGCAUCCGGCCCCGAUGCUGCAGCAGCAGCAACAGCCACGACCGACAAGAUCCACAGGCGUCAGCCAUCCCUUGGCGAUGGCAACGCAGAGCGGCGGUGCCAAUCCAGCCACGCAGCACGCAACACCUCCGCAUAUGCAAAUUCGGACGAUGGACGGGAUACCGAGGCAGCAGACGAACCAUCCUCCAGAAAUGUCGGAGGGUAAGGAAUCGCAGCUACGGCAGAGGCCUGGCGAUGUGUACGCGCCCUAUCCAUAUCGAAAAGGCUACGCAUCUCUGAUGCGCUACAUGACCGAGCAGGAUUGGUCGGAACAGUCGAUACGAUCGGUCGAGGCGGCGCUGUCCAAAAUUCGGCAGCUGUGGUUCUCGCUCGAGGAUAACAUCCAGCCAUCGAGCAUGAUCCAGCUGCAGGCAGAAUGGGCGGGCAAUGUCCGCUACUAUUCCGAAUCGGUGAUUCCCUUCACGCCCGUCCCUAUGGUCGUGUGCCGCAAGGCGGGCGAAGUUUACGCCUCGAACCAGCUGGCGCAAGAACUGUGCGGCCGGAGCAGAGAGCAGAUGACGGGCGGAAAGAUUUCGGUGUACGAGCUCAUGACGGAAGCUUCGGCCUCGAUGUUCUUCCGGCUGUACGAGCUCGCCGUCGGCGGCACCCAAGCGGAGGAUGGGACCUACAUUCCGAGCGUUGGUAAGACGGCUCCCCUCUACUGGAACGCCGAAAUUGUUCAAUUGUCUGCGGAUGGCAGCCGCACGGUCAUCCCCGCACGUGGCAUCUUUGAGAUGAAGAUUGCACCGUGCGGGCUGCCAUCUCUGGUGGUAUGCUGCUUCGUGCGGCUGUCAUAA